GGAUGACUCUCUGUGUGUUUUAAUGUGAGCGGCUCUCUCUCUCUGUGUUAAUGUUAGUUUUGGAGGUCUAAUUGCGUAGAAAUUAGAUUUUCCUGCACUUUGAUGUGUGGCUUCAUAUUGUCCUGCAUUUGCUUCAAAGGUUCAUACGAGGACGUGUCUGUGAAUCAGAGUCUGCCCAACAUCACUGUAAAUGAAGGAGAAUCGGCUCAAAUCACCUGCUGCUGGAAGAAAACAACAGAGACAAAUAAAAGUCUGAAAGUAGUUUGGCUCAAGGACGAGGAACGAAUUCCUGAAGAAAAGCGACUCAGUCAGACAUCUUUAGAGGAAAACUGUUCUGUGCUAAACAUCAUCUAUACGGUUACAAAUGACACGGGAGAUUAUGUUUGUAAAGCCAUUGAAGAUAUACCAGUUCUGAUGGAAUAUGAAGGAAACAGAAUGAUGCUGUACGUCAAUGAAAUUCAUACAACAACUGAAGAGUGUGUUUACACGGUUCCCAGCUCAACCUCCAAAAAGCCAGAUGUAUUUCACCACCCCAGUGCAGAAGAUAAUAAAAAUCAACAGGAGCCUCAAACAAAGAGUAGUUCGAGGAAUAUUGUGAUGAUUUACAUUUUGAGAAGUCUGCCCUUUAUCUGUCUGCUGAUGGCCUUCUUUUACCUCAACAGAGAUGACAAACGCAAUACAGUAUCAAAACCAGCAGAUGAUGAUGCUGUAGACUCAGGAGGAGGACAGAAUGAAGACCUGGAGGUUGGGGAAACACAGAUGAACGAAACUGAAGAGGUAAAACAAGGUGAUAAAGUUUCUGUACAGGAUGAAGAAAGUGGGAACACAGAGAAAGCUGAAGAUACUGCUGCGACAGAAGAUGAAAAACUGGAAAAAGAGACAUUUCUAGUAGUGGACACUGAAAAGCUGAAUGAAUCUCAAUUGAAGACUGAAGAAGACACACAUCUAAUGUCUGAAGUCGAAGAAGAGAGAGUUACAGUUCUGUGA
Molecule: messenger RNA, 987 nt
Organism: Danio aesculapii
Lineage: Eukaryota; Metazoa; Chordata; Actinopteri; Cypriniformes; Danionidae
Exons: 6
Coding region: 103-987 (294 amino acids)
Source: RefSeq, a predicted model, not a curated record